Molecule: messenger RNA, 1392 nt
Organism: Adineta steineri
Lineage: Eukaryota; Metazoa; Rotifera; Eurotatoria; Adinetida; Adinetidae
Source: the annotation of a GenBank genome assembly
AUGGCAAUUAAAUCAAAUGAUUUCAGAAUCAAAUGGCUGAUAGUUGGUCUAUUAGCAGGAAUAAUAGUAACAGUUGUUUUACCUGACUUCUUUCUAUUAAACAAUUCGAAUACAAAUCAAAAUAUUAACUUAGCUAAUUCAAAACCGGAACAUAAAUUUGCUGAAUAUUCUCAAUGGCCACCAUUUUUAACUGAUCCAACAUUUGAUUUACUUGCAUGGCGUAAACAUUGUUGGGCAAAUCAAAUGUCAUUACCUACAGGCGAUCAAAAAUUGUAUUAUAAAAAAAAUUUUACUGCACAUGCUAUUUGUCGAAAUGUUAUAGAUAAUAUUCAAUCAAUUUAUAAUAUUGAAACAAAAAUUGCUAGUGUACAACAUCCGACAAUGUUCGCUGAAAAAAUCAAAAAACUAUUUAAUUAUGAUGCGAAAUUAUAUGAGAAAGCAUUAGACCAGGAUCUUUAUUUUGUUAUGAACAAAUAUUCAUUUGAAGAAACAGUUUAUAAUCCACUUCGUGGCCGUCGUCCUAUUCAACAACCUGAAAUUCCUAUUGAACAAUAUUUAAAAGAAACAAUGGAAAAAACAUCUCAAGUUUGUGAUUUAUGUAAUUAUCAAAAAAUGACAGCAACAGAUAGCCUAGGUCGAAUGGAAAAUCGAAAUGCAUAUUCAGCAGCUAAUGCAUUUAAAUUUGAUCAAUGGCAUUCAAUGUUUAUGCCAAAACAACAUGAUAUUACUAAAAUAACAUUAGAAGAAUUGAAAGAUGUUUAUACAUUAGCUUGGAAAUGGAUUCGUGCUGUACAUAAACAAUCACCAUCACAUCGUUUUCCGGCUCUUCUUUGGGAUAGUCUUCCACAUGGUGGUGCUUCACAAGUACAUCCACAUAUUCAUGCAACUGUUCAUUCAAAUCAUUAUUAUGGUCAAUUUGAAUCAAUACGUUCUGCAUCUGAACAAUACUAUCGUGAUUAUAAACAUGUUAAAAAUCAAAAAGGAAAAAAUUAUUUUCGUGCUAUGCAAGAUAUUCAUACUGCGCUUAAUUUGACAAUACCAUUAAGUGGUUUAACAAUACUUGUACCUAUUACAUCACGAAAAGAAUAUGAUAUAAUUGUAUUAGCAGAAAAUUUUGAUGAACGUUUUAUUGAAGUAAUUUACCAAAUACUCCAAGGUUAUUUUAAUAAACUAAAACAAUAUAGUUUUUCUUCAUGUUUAUACUUACCACCUUUAUCACCAAAUAAAGAUGAUGGUGGUUUAACACCUGUUUAUUUUCGUAUUAUACCUCGCGGCCAACCAUCUAGUCUACUAUCAGAAGUUUCAAGUCUUGAUCUAUUUUCUAUAUAUAAUGUUAACAAACUUCCGUCUGAUCUUUUUGCUGAAAUUGUAACGUGGUUUAAAGCAACAUAG